GGAAGGGAAUAAAUACAAGAUGGCUGCUCCUAUAAAAUCAGGCGUUGGGCUUCUCCCCAGCGAUGGGCGAAUAGAAGCUUUAAGCCGUGCUUUGAGGACGCUCCACUGCCACCACCCACGCUGCCGCCACUCCCGGGGGCUAGUGGGACUCCGCCGGCAGUCAACGCGCUCAGCCGCUCCCCAUCGUUAUCGGCUGGGGCCGAGGUCGGAGUGUGGAGCCUGAGAGGCCUAGGCCAGGCCCCUGUAUCCUCCUUCCUGGGAGAGCAACGGCGGCCCCCGCCUGCCACCCGCUGCUCUCAUCAAACCCGGCCCAGGUUCCCUCUGGCUAUGGCGGUCUCCAGGCUUGAUCGUCUCUUCAUUUUACUGGACACUGGUACCACACCGGUAACAAGAAAAGCAGCUGCACAGCAACUUGGGGAGGUGGUGAAACUUCAUCCCCAUGAACUGAAUAAUCUCUUAUCUAAAGUGUUAAUAUACUUAAGGAGUACAAAUUGGGAUACUCGCAUUGCAGCUGGCCAGGCUGUUGAAGCAAUAGUGAAAAAUGUACCAGAGUGGAAGCCAACUCCAAGACCAAAACAAGAAUCUGAUUCAGAAAGUCCUAUGGACGAUUCAUGUGCCAGUGAUCGACUCCGUUUUGAUAGAUUCGAUAUCUGUCGACUGUUAAAACAUGGAGCAUCUCUUCUUGGAUCUGCUGGUGCAGAGUUUGAGGUCCAAGAUGACAAAUCAGGUGAAGUUGAUCCUAAAGAGAGGAUAGCACGACAAAGGAAACUGUUACAAAAGAAACUUGGCCUUGAUAUGGGAGCUGCAAUUGGAAUGAACACUGAAGACCUGUUCAAUGAUGAGGAUUUGGACUAUACUCCUACUUCAGCUUCACUUGUAAACAAACAACCUACUCUUCAGGCUGCUGAGUUGAUUGAUUCAGAAUUUCGAGCUGGUAUGAGCAGUAGACAAAAGAAUAAAGCUAAACGGAUGGCUAAGCUAUUUGCAAAGCAAAGAUCCAGGGAUGCAGUAGAGACUAAUGAGAAAAGCAAUGAUAGCACUGAUGGGGAACCAGAAGAAAAGCGGAGAAAAAUAGCAAAUGUUGUCAUCAACCAGCCUGCCACUGACUCAAAAGUUUUGGUAGACAAUGCACCAGAAGAGGCAAACGAAUGGCCUUUAGAAAGCUUUUGUGAAGAAGUAUGCAAUGAUCUUUUUAACCCAUCCUGGGAGGUUCGGCAUGGUGCAGGCACUGCACUGAGGGAAAUACUUAAAGCACAUGGGAAAAGUGGUGGCAAAAUGGGAGACAGUACUCUAGAAGAGAUGGCUCAGCAGCAUCAGGAAUGGCUGGAAGACUUAGUUAUUAGACUCCUUUGUGUGUUUGCAUUAGACAGAUUUGGAGACUUUGUUUCAGAUGAAGUUGUAGCACCAGUACGUGAGACUUGUGCUCAAACUUUGGGAGUAGUAUUGAAACAUAUGAAUGAGACUGGAGUUCAUAAAACUGUGGAUAUUCUCCUGAAGUUGCUCGCACAAGAUCAAUGGGAAGUGAGACAUGGCGGUCUGCUAGGAAUAAAGUAUGCUUUGGCAAUUCGUCAGGAUACGAUUAAUACUUUAUUGCCUAAAGUCUUGCCUGCAAUAAUUGAAGGUCUCCAAGAUCUGGAUGACGAUGUCAGAGCUGUUGCUGCAGCAUCUUUAGUACCAGUAGUGGAAAGCCUUGUUCAUCUUCAGUCACAGAAGGUACCCUUUAUUCUUAAUACACUGUGGGACGCUCUUCUGGAAUUGGAUGAUCUGACAGCUUCUACAAACAGCAUCAUGAUCCUUCUUUCUUCCCUUCUAACUUAUCCUCAGGUCCAAAAAUGCAGCAUCCAGCAAUCACUCACCAUUUUGGUCCCACGUGUAUGGCCAUUCUUGCAUCAUACUAUAUCAUCUGUUCGAAAAGCAGCAUUGGAAACUUUAUUUACACUGUUAUCUACCCAAGACCAGAGUUCUUCAGCCUGGCUAACUCCGAUUCUGCAAGAUAUGUUGAGGCACAUUUUUCAGUUUUGUAUUUUAGAAAGCAGCCAAGAUAUUCUGGAUCUUAUUCACAAGGUGUGGCUGGAACUAUUAAACAAAGCAUCAGUACAAUAUGUGGUAGCAGCAGCUUGUCCAUGGAUGGGAGCCUGGCUCUGCUUAAUGAUGCAGCCUUCUCACUUGCCUAUUGAUUUAAAUAUGUUGCUAGAAGUAAAAGCCAGAUCAAAGGAAAAAGCAGGUGGCAAGCUGCGUCAAGGUCAAACCCAGAACAAAGAAGUGAUACAGGAGUAUAUUGCUGGUGCAGACAGCAUUACAGAAGAUCUGGCAACCAGGGAUUAUGUUGUUAUGCGAGCCCGGGUGAUGGCAGCAAAGUUGUUAGGAGCACUUUGCUGCUGUAUUUGUGAUCCAAGUGUAAAUACCGUUCCUCAAGAAAUAAAACCAGCUGAAUCACUAGCUCAGCUACUGCUUUUCCAUUUGAAUUCGAAAUCUGCCUUGCAGAGGAUUAGUGUUGCAUUAGUAAUCUGUGAGUGGGCUGCCUUGCAAAAGGACUGUAAAGCUGUAGCCCUUUCUGUGCAGCCACGCUUACUUGGAGUCCUUUCUGAGCACCUCUAUUAUGAUGAAAUUGCUGUUCCUUUUACACGAAUGCAGAAUGAAUGUAAACAACUCAUUUCAUCACUAGCUGAUGCACACAUCGACAUUGGGAACAGAGUAAACUACAGUGUAUUUACAAUAGAUCAAGCUAAUGAACUGGUUACUACUGUUUUCAAUGAAGUUAUCAGCUUUAAUUUAAAUCCUAAUAUUUUACAACAAUUGGACAGUAAACGACAACAAGUCCAAAUGACUGUUACGGACAACCAGGAAUGGCAAGUGUUACAGCUGCGAGUCCAUACUUUUGCUGCAUGUGCUGUUGUGAGCUUACAGCAACUUCCAGAAAAACUAAAUCCUGUCAUAAAACCUUUAAUGGAAACUGUAAAAGAAGAGAAUACACUGGUACAAAACUAUGCAGCUUUGUGCGUAGCUAAGUUACUUCAACAGUGUACAUCAAGAUCUCCAUGCCCCAACUCGAAGAAUAAAAAUCUCUGCAACUCUCUCUGUGGACCACAUCUUACUCCCUUAGCAGCAUGUCCUGCGCAACCUCAAAGCAGCCAUGAAAACUCUAAAGGACCCAACUCUGAGAGAGAUGGGAUGCACCAUACUGUCACCAAGCACAGAGGAUAAUUACACUGUAUAGGACAUCAAAAAGCUGCUUUUGCCAUCACAAGUAGGCGAGGUUCCUACACCAAGGCAAAAGCCCAAAUUCCAGACCUUCCCACAGGCAGUAGUGGAAACCUUGCCACAGAAAUUCUUAGGCUCAGAAGGCCAUAUAUUGUACAGAGGAGAGGAGCUGAAUUUGCCUUAUCUACUAUAGCUAAACAUUUUGGUGCUGAAAUGGUAAUAGGAUUGCCACAUCUCUGGGAUGCUAUGGUUGGUCCACUAAGAAAUAAUAUUAACGUAAACAGUUUUGAUCGGAAAUCCUUAUUGGAAAAGGGAGAUGUGUCUGCUCAGGAGUUGGUCAAUUCUCUACAGGUGUUUGAAACAACAGCAGCAUCAAUGGACAUUCAGCUUCACCCUUUGUUGAUACAGCAUUUGCCUCAUCUUUAUGUGUGCCUUCAGCAUCCAAGCACUGCAGUGAGACACAUGGUUGCUCGUUGCGUAGGUGUUAUGAGCAAAAUAGCUACCAUGGAUACAAUGAAUAUUUUGUUAGAGAAGGUUAUUCCAUGGCUGGGAGCAAUAGAUGACAAUACCAAACAAGAAGGCGCAAUUGAAGUGCUUGCUUCUGUAAUGGAACAGCUAGAUGUUGGUAUUGUUCCAUAUGUCCUUCUAGUGGUCCCAGUUUUGGGUCGAAUGAGUGAUAAGACGGACAGUGUACGUUUCAUGGCUACUCAGUUUGCAACAUUAAUUAGAUUAAUGCCCCUUGAGGCUGGCAUUCCAGAUCCAAACAUGUCUGAAGAAUUAAUCCAACUGAAAGCCAAAGAGCGCCAUUUUCUGGAGCAAUUAUUGGAUGGAAAAAAAUUGGAAAACUAUAAAAUUCCGGUCCCAAUCAAAGCAGAGCUCAGAAAAUAUCAGCAGGAUGGUGUGAAUUGGCUGGCAUUUCUCAAUAAGUACAAACUUCAUGGAAUUCUUUGUGAUGAUAUGGGUUUAGGAAAAACACUGCAGUCCAUUUGUAUUCUUGCAGGAGAUCAUUGCCUCAGGGCGCAAGAAUAUGCAAGAACUAAAUUAGUAGACAGUGUUCCUCUUCCAUCCUUGGUGGUUUGUCCUCCAACACUUACAGGUCAUUGGGUGGAUGAAGUGAGUAAAUUUUGCUCCAAAGAGUAUCUUAAUCCUUUGCACUAUACUGGACCUCCCACUGAAAGAGCAAGAUUACAACACCAGGUGAAAAAGCACAAUCUCAUAGUAGCUUCAUAUGAUGUUGUGCGAAAUGACAUUGACUUCUUCAGAAAUAUUAAGUUUAACUACUGUAUUCUUGAUGAAGGCCAUGUAAUCAAAAAUGGAAAAACAAAAUUGUCAAAAGCAGUAAAGCAGUUGACUGCCAAUUAUAGGAUCAUUCUUUCUGGGACACCAAUCCAGAAUAACGUUUUAGAGUUGUGGUCACUGUUUGACUUCCUUAUGCCAGGAUUUUUGGGUACUGAACGCCAGUUUGCAGCUCGUUAUGGCAAACCAAUUUUAGCAAGUAGAGAUGCUCGGAGUUCCAGUCGAGAACAAGAGGCAGGAGUUCUUGCAAUGGAAGCACUGCACCGUCAAGUAUUGCCAUUUCUGUUGAGAAGAAUGAAAGAGGAUGUACUACAGGAUCUUCCACCCAAAAUUAUUCAAGAUUAUUACUGUACUCUCAGUCCUCUACAGGUUCAGCUUUAUGAAGAUUUUGCCAAGUCUCGUGCCAAAUGUGAUGUUGAUGAAACUGUUUCAUCUGCUUCACUGAAUGAGGAGACUGAAAGGCCAAAGCUUAAAGCUACAGGACAUGUGUUUCAGGCAUUGCAAUAUUUACGAAAACUAUGUAACCAUCCAGCAUUAGUGUUAACAACCCAGCAUCCAGAAUACAAGAGAACCACAGAGCAGCUUGCAGCUCAUAACUCAUCCCUUCGAGAUAUCCAGCAUGCACCUAAACUGUCUGCUUUAAAACAACUACUACUAGACUGUGGUUUGGGAAAUGGUGGCUCUUCAGAGAGUGGCACAGAAGCUGUUGUGGCUCAGCACAGGAUACUUAUCUUCUGUCAGCUCAAGAGCAUGCUGGAUAUAGUAGAACAUGACCUUCUCAAACCUCACUUGCCCUCUGUUACAUAUUUGCGAUUAGAUGGCAGCAUACCUGCUGGUCAAAGGCAUUCCAUUGUUUCACGGUUUAAUAAUGACCCAUCCAUAGAUGUUCUUUUGCUCACCACACAUGUUGGUGGACUGGGACUUAACUUAACAGGAGCUGACACAGUAGUAUUUGUGGAACAUGACUGGAACCCAAUGAGAGACCUGCAAGCAAUGGAUCGAGCGCAUCGUAUUGGACAGAAACGUGUUGUCAAUGUGUAUCGCUUGAUAACGAGAGGAACUCUGGAAGAGAAAAUUAUGGGUCUGCAGAAAUUCAAAAUGAAUAUUGCAAAUACAGUGAUUAGCCAAGAGAAUGCAAGCCUACAAAGCAUGGGAACAGAUCAGCUUCUUGACCUAUUCACUCUUGACAAGGAUGGGAAAAGUGAAAAAGCAGAUACUUCUUCUGGGAAAGCCUCUAUGAAAGCAGUUCUUGAAAAUCUGGGAGAACUUUGGGAUCCAGAACAGUAUGAUUCUGAAUACAGUCUAGAAAACUUUAUGCAUUCACUCAAGUAACCAUCUUAUAUUCUUGAUUCAAUUGCUGCUAGUUCACAUAUUUUUCUGCUGAUAUUCAGCAAAUUUCAAAGCAUAUAUAGUGAACCUAUAGCUCAUAUGUAAAUAGACUUCUUGAAAGAAGAAUCGGCAAAAGACUGACACUGAAUAGUGUCAUAUGUUUCACUGGGGGAGUUAUUCUGUCUUAAAUAUUUGCACUGUAUAAAACUUUAAAUGUAAACAUAUUGUGAGGUGGUUUGAAUUUUACUUGCUAAACAGAUGCAAAUUCUUAUUUGGUAGAGGAAUAAAACCCAGCAAGUUUUACAUAUGCUAGUAAGUGUUACUUCCUUUUGAAACAAGUCCACCGUUGUUCCUUGCUGUAUCUAUAGUUUUGUACAGAUACGUUUCAGUGAGUACUUCAGGUUGUUCAUGUACAUUUUUUUUAUUUUAAACAUAACUCGCUUUUAUGAUUUAUUAAAAACUAAGCUUUUUUUUUUUCAGCUUAACAAGUUAUAAUGAUCUUUCAUUCAGAUCAUUUCAAGAUGUACAUCACCAAUGGCAAACCCUAGAAGCUAGAAAGAGUGGUGGGAAACUAAAUGAAACUAGGUUUGUGUGCCCAUCUCUGUAUAUUGACUAUAAAUAUAUAAUGCUCUUCAAUCUUUUGACAUCACUUUUAGAGCAGUUGAUUUCAACUUUUUAAUCUAAUGUGUUAUACUAAAUACAGGUAUAUGGUCUGUUUAAGGCCAUCUAUGCAUCCCAUUAAGAGGGUGUGCUUUUUUUAAUUUAUCUAUAAGGCUAGAAUAUAGCCACAUUCAGAGACCUAUGUAUUCAGUAGGUUUCAAUCCUAUAUAUUUUUUGUAACUAAAAGAACAAAUAUACAAACAGAACUUUUCCAGAAAUAGAUUUUGCACUGUUUAGAAUUCUAAAAUCCAUGCUGAAGAGACUAUUUACUGUACUAGUGCAUGAAUUAAAACCUCUUAAACAGAAGAUGGGAAAAUAUUUUCUUUAGGGAUAUAGAUAUACAUACAUAUCAUCAUAGAAAUACCUCCUCUCAAUCUGAGGGAAUGGAGCAUUAGAGUUAAAAUCAUGUAACAAAGAUUCUAAAGCAGGGGUGGGCAAACUUCAGCCCAGGGGCCGCAUCCGGCACUUCAGAUGUUUUAAUCUGGCCCUCGAGCUCUCACUGGGGAGUGGAGUCCAGGGCUUGCCCCGCUCCAUGCAUGCCGUGGCUCCGCAUGGCUCCCGGAAGCAGCAGCAUGUCCCUCCACCGGCUCCUACGCAUAGGGAUAGCCAGGCGGUUCCACAUGCUGACCCCGCAGCCCCCAGUGGCCAGGAACCGUGGCCAAUGGGAGCUGCAGGGGCGGCGCCUGUGGACUGGGCAGCGCGCAGAGGCACCUGGCCAUGCCUCCGUGUAGGAGCCAGAGGGAGGACAUGCUGUUGCUUCCAGGAGCUGCUUGAGGUAAGCGCCAUGCAGAGUCUGCGCCCCUGACCCCUUCAACUCUCCGUCCCAGCCCAGAGCACCUUUCUGCACCCCCAAUCCCUCAUCCCUAGCCCCACCCCAGAGCUUGCACCCCCAGCCCGGAGCUUCCUCCCACGCCCUGAACUCCUCAUUUCUGGUUCCACCCCAGAACCAGCACCCCCAGCCAGAGCCCUCACCCCCUCCAACACCCCAACCCGCAAUUUCAUGAGCAUUCAUGGCCCACCAUACAAUUUCCAUACCCAGAUGUGGCUCUUUGGCCAAAAAGUUUGCCCACCCCUGUUCUAAAGGGCUUUAAUAGCUGGGAGUGAGUAUACAGUAGCUGUAUAUUAAGCAGCUUUUUAUAAAAGGGAGUCAAUAGUAAAGGUGGUAUGUAUGUUUAUAGAUGUGCAUGUAUGUACCAGUAUGUACACAAUUUUAUAAAUAUAUUAAAUUAUAGAUAAAUUUACAAAGCUGUCUGAAUGAAUACAUAUAUAGGAUAUAUGUAUAGGUAUCAAAAUUAUCUACAGUUUGUAGCUUGUUGUGCACUUAAGCGUCAGAUUAAAAACCACCAGAGACCUCAAAUAUGUAAAAUAACAGAUUGCUUUGUUAACCCCCCCGCCCCCCCAAAUAAAAUAAAAAAAACCCGUUUAUCCUAUAAAGCAAGACUGUUCUGCUGCAUUUGGAAAUGAAUAUGACCUAUUUCAGUAGUUACAAACUGCCAUAUUGUAAUAUUAAACUAGCAUUCCAUUAAAA
Molecule: messenger RNA, 8014 nt
Organism: Dermochelys coriacea (leatherback sea turtle)
Lineage: Eukaryota; Metazoa; Chordata; Testudines; Dermochelyidae
Gene: BTAF1
Product: B-TFIID TATA-box binding protein associated factor 1
Molecular function (GO): DNA binding; ATP binding; TBP-class protein binding
Source: RefSeq, a predicted model, not a curated record